AUGGCUGUCAAUCGGUAUCCUCAGCAUUAUAGACUAUCCUGCCAUUUGAGAGCCAUCAUACUUGAAGAUCCUUUCAGCUUGGUUGUGGUUUGCUUUCCGGCAAAUUCGAUAUUCUCUUUGAGAAACGUCUCAAUUUUUGUCAUCAUACUUUGCCCUGUGGCAAUUUUUACAGCAUGGUUUUCUCAACACAUCACGCCUUGUUGCAAAUUCAGCUUCGAUCAAGAGGUCCUCUCUUAUUCAUAUACAGCCAUAGACGGUGUGAUUAACUACUCUAACAGCUAUGUCGAUCUACCGUUGAACAUCUCCUCGUCAUCAAUCUGUGCUGUGUGCUACUCUUAUAUAAUUUUCUAUGUGUACAAGAUGACCCAUCUCUAUGGCAAAGGAGCGGUGGGGAGCAAGAAUCGACUGAAGGAGUACAGAUACGCACUACAAUUCUGUGCAAUCUCCAUCUUCUACCUCUCAGCUUGGGUAACGUUCCGAGUGUUUCCUGUGCUGAUAGGAACCAGAGGAGUCGAGUAUUUCAUUGUCAUUUCAAUGUGUGUGACAGUGAAUUCAUCUGCCAACGCUUUUGUUUACAUUACAUCAAAUCAAGAGGUUUGUUCGCGGACUUCUCUUCGUUUCACAGCAUUUUUCAAUUUUUUAAAAACUGAUCAAGUACCACGAAGCUAA
This is a messenger RNA of Cooperia oncophora, 669 nucleotides long. NCBI's taxonomy places the organism in Eukaryota, Metazoa, Nematoda, Chromadorea, Rhabditida, Trichostrongylidae. The record is from the annotation of a GenBank genome assembly.